CAAUUUAUCUGUCACACGUCAGUUGUUGAUUUACUUAUUUUAUUUAGCAGCUGUUGGAAAUGUUGCGAAUUUUAUUUAUAUUUCUGCUCUUAGUCCUGCUAAGGGACUCGAGCAGCGAGGAAACCGCUGAGGAGGAGCAAGGUGUACGCUAUGCAAAUCGCUGCGAGGCAUGUAAAAUUCUCUCCGCCGAAUUGGAAGCGCGCUUGGGCGAAACCGGCAAAUCGCACGAAGUAAUUGAGAUUGGUUACUCGGUGGACGAUGUGCGUCCCAAGAAGCGCACCGAAUACAGACGCAGCGAACUGCGCCUGCUCGAGUCCCUAGAGAACGUAUGCGAACGCGUGCUCGAGUACAAUCUGCACAAGGAGCGCACGGACAGCACCCGAUUUGCCAAGGGCAUGUCGCAGACAUUCCAAACGCUUCACGGCCUGGUGGACAAGGGUGUCAAGGUGGAUCUGGGCAUACCCUACGAGCUGUGGGACAAACCACCCGUCGAGGUCACCCAGAUGAAAAACCAAUGCGAGAACAUGCUCGAGGAAUACGAGGAUGCCAUCAGCGAUUGGUAUUUUAAGCUGCAGCAGGUGAAAUCGCUGCAGCAGCAUCUCUGCGAGGAUCAUGUCCUGAAGCGGCGAGAGGAGCGCGAGUGCCUUAAGGAGCAGCUGCCACAACAAGCUUCCACUAAGGGUGACAAGCAGGAGUUGUAGUUAUAAGCAUAAAAGUCCAAUUUACCUUUAAGCAUUUGCCAUUAAGGGAACAAACUGUUUUUUGCGUAGUCUAAGUAGAAAACUUACUCUCUGUCUGAAUUCCGGAAUGCUUCCAAUGUGACUGAACCACAAAUUGCAAAUGCAUCGACGAGUUUGGCCCACUAUCGAUUUGCAACCCAAUUCCAAUGGGUGGAGUUAAAGUAGGAAACCCCUAAAAAUAACUGCAAACA
Messenger RNA from Drosophila grimshawi, 931 nucleotides. RefSeq names its product protein canopy homolog 4 (gene CNPYb). Gene Ontology annotation, molecular function: signaling receptor binding. Gene Ontology annotation, cellular component: endomembrane system. Bases 60 to 701 code for a protein of 213 amino acids. The record is from RefSeq and is a predicted model, not a curated record. Lineage: Eukaryota; Metazoa; Arthropoda; Insecta; Diptera; Drosophilidae. The transcript has a single exon.